Molecule: messenger RNA, 2064 nt
Organism: Myxocyprinus asiaticus (Chinese sucker)
Lineage: Eukaryota; Metazoa; Chordata; Actinopteri; Cypriniformes; Catostomidae
Product: dendritic cell-specific transmembrane protein-like
Exons: 4
Coding region: 60-1508 (482 amino acids)
Cellular component (GO): membrane
Source: RefSeq, a predicted model, not a curated record
CAAUCACAACACACACAUGACUUGAUUGGACUGCUGAGAAAAACAAGGUAUGAUAGAUAAUGACUCAAACUAAAUUUUAUCAGCUGAAAGAAAGUUUACAUCACGUCUGGUCCAGUGUUUAUGGCCUCUACACGAGCAACACCACGAAAAGCUGGAAGGAAAAACUCCUCCUACUUUUUACCUGCUUUACCAGCAGUCUCAUUCUGAGCACCUUCCUCUUCCUCAUCCUCCACUUUUCCUUCAAAUGUGUUCAGGAGGCCUCAAUUCCCAUUGCAUGUGGCUUUUGUAUACUCUUAACCCCAGCAAUGUAUUUCUCAGAAAAGAUCCGCUGUUUUGGAGCUUUGCUUUUGGUAUCAAUGGGCUUGACACAAGUGAGGACCCUUCUUCUAACACUUGGAACCAGUUCAGUAAUUUUCUUCAAUAUCCAGAACACAUUACGGAACAUAAGCUUGCUUGCAAAAGGCCUACUCUGCAACUUAGAUGAAAAAUUACUGGAUAUUAAUACCGAACCCCUUGGAAAUUAUAUAAAAAUGCUAAAGUGGGUGGGACAGCAACUUAAAAGAUACUUUACUGACUUUGAACUAGUAAAGUACCACACAGAUUUUGAGGUUAAGGCAAAGGUUGACUCGGAGCGCUUCAAAAUACACCUUGCCGAGGCUGAACGGACUUUAAACCAGACCGCACAAAGAGUGCUAGCUCUGACCAAUGCUUUGUCCUCCGUAGGACAGAUAUUGUCUCCAACAUUAGGUCUUGUCUUGCUUGUGCUUUUUACUGCUCUAUACCUGAGACGAUUCCAUGUAAACAAAAAGUACAACAACGCAUACAUCACAAAAACAUUUCUUCGGUUUGAUGAGCAGCAAAAGAAGGAUGGAAAACCUUGUGUGCUACCGCUCACCAAAAGUGAAUUGGAAAGUUACACAGUGACCCCGUCCAUCCAGAUGACGGGCCAGCAGUGGAAAGCAAUGCUCAAGUUCAGUGCUCCCAUAUUCACCCACUGUCUCACCUGGCUGGUGUUCAUUGGUCUGGAUGGCUUGAUUUACUGGCUUCUAGUAGUUCUGAGCAAGCGGCUUGGGGAACUGGAGCCACUUCGUGUUCCAGUAGGAAUAAAAGUCCAGGAGGCAACAUUAUUUAUAGGUCUACCCAUGGAUAAAAAUGCAAAAGUGGCAAACUUUUCAUACACUGUGUCUCUGUUUGAGAAGAAGUGUUUGCCUGAACCUGAACUGUGGCUCUACAGAUCUCUGGUUCCUCUGUGUCUCGUUCUGUUGUUGCUGCUGCUUCUGAGCUUGUUAUCAUCACAGCUGGUCCAGUUCAGAGUUCUGCUGUCUGAGCAGUUUUUCUCAGAUGUCGCUCUGGAAAGAGCCACUUAUCUACAUUCAAAGAUUUUAAGACAGCGAUGCAAAUCUAAAGCUGAGAAAUUUAAAGGAGGUCUAAAGACUUUGGCCAUGCAGCCCAGUUUUUGGUGCCCUUUACUCUUCCAUGAACACAGGAGAAAUGCUGAAGCUGUUUAAAUAUGCUUGAGGUUUGUAACACAUCAGUCUGUUAAUCUGCCAUAAUGGAGGUUUGGUUCAGUGUACAACACUACAUUAGAAAUGUUACAGUCUUGUUAUCAAAAAAUGUCUUACUGUGAGAGCACCUCUGUUACACACUACUAAGACUACUUAAGGUCAGUAUGCACAGUUACACUAAGCUGAACUCAUUUCUACACUAUAUUUCAAUAUCAAACUUACCAUGUGGGUAUUUGACUGCAGAGGAGGAUGUUAGUCCUGUGAGACUUAUAAGAAAAGAAUUGAUAAGGGAUUGUCAGAAAACGGUUCAAAGUUUUUGUAAAUCCCAAAUAUUUAUUUGUCUAUAUGAAUCUGGUCAUGAGUAAUAUUGUAGAAUCUAAUAAUCUUGUAUAAUACAAUAUAUAACAUAUGUUGUAUGAAUAUAUAUAUAAUUCACAUUCUCUAUUGUAUAUAAUACUGUAUGUAUUCAACAAAACAAUAUGGCUGUAUUUCUACAUUAUUCUGUAUUGAAACAUGAGAAUCUGAGAAUUGAUCACUCGUUCUUUCCUUAAGAAUAAAG